Molecule: messenger RNA, 1081 nt
Organism: Zophobas morio
Lineage: Eukaryota; Metazoa; Arthropoda; Insecta; Coleoptera; Tenebrionidae
Product: ribose-phosphate pyrophosphokinase 1-like
Exons: 9
Coding region: 107-1081 (324 amino acids)
Biological process (GO): 5-phosphoribose 1-diphosphate biosynthetic process; purine nucleotide biosynthetic process; ribonucleoside monophosphate biosynthetic process
Cellular component (GO): ribose phosphate diphosphokinase complex; cytoplasm
Molecular function (GO): ATP binding; magnesium ion binding; ribose phosphate diphosphokinase activity
Source: RefSeq, a predicted model, not a curated record
CUAUACCGCCUUUAUGUCCCUUUAUUUCCGUUACUUACAUCCACAAUUCAACCCUUAUAGUUAUAUAUAAGCUAGUUUUAAUGCAUGAAGCUAAGUUGCUUUAAAAAUGUCUUCAAGGCUUAAAAUAUUUUCUGGAAGCUCCAAUUGCUCACUUGCGGAUAAUAUAUGUAAAAUACUUGGCGUUAAGCUUAGUAAAGCUAGAGUCUCCAGAAACGAAGAUGGAGAAUGCGACAUUGAAAUUUUGGAAUGCGUGCGAGAUUCCGAUUGCUUUAUCGUUCAAAGUGGAUUUGGAGACUUAACUGUUAACGAUUCUCUUAUGGAGCUCUACAUACUCAUUAUGGCUUGUCGAAUGGCUGCCGCAAGAAAAAUUAUUGCCGUUCUUCCAUAUUUUCCCUACAGUAAACAAAGCAAGAAGAAAGGAAAGCGGAGGGGGAUACCAGCUAAGUUAGUAGCGGAUAUGUUGCGAGUAGCAGGAGCCACGCAAGUUGUUGUCUUAGAUCUUCAUGCCCCGCAGAUUCAGGCUUUUUUCGAUAUUCCUGUGGAUAGUCUGUUUAUUGAGCCAUUUAUCGUGAAGUACAUCAACGAAAAAGUUGCCUUUAAUGGUUGCGAAAAACUUGUUAUUGUUGCCAAAAAUGCUGGAGGAGCCAAACGCUGCGCUUCAGUGGCGCACAAACUGAAGGCAAAGUUUGCACUUAUUAAUCAUAUAGAAAGUAUUGAAAGCACGGGAAACUCUAAGUUGACGGUCAUUGGCGAUGUCCUGGAUAGAACAGUUAUUAUACUGGACGACAUGAUGAAUGGAGUGGAUAUGUUUACAGAAGCUGCAAAAGUCGUUAAAAAUAAAGGAGCCACUUUUGUUUAUUGCGUGGUAACACACGGCAUAUUUAGCGGAAAUUCUAUUGAAAAAUUAAAUAACAGUGAUAUUGAUGUGAUAAUAACGACCAACACUAUCAACCAAGAGGGUAACUUGGCGAAAACAAACAAACUCAACAUUAUAGAUAUCAGCCCUCUUAUUACUGAAGCCAUCCGCCGAAUAAACUACGGUGAGAGUCUCAGCUUUCUCGUGCACUCGGUCCCGUUUUAA